Messenger RNA from Acanthosepion pharaonis, 585 nucleotides. Lineage: Eukaryota; Metazoa; Mollusca; Cephalopoda; Sepiida; Sepiidae. The record is from the annotation of a GenBank genome assembly.
AUGAAUGUACGGCCCAAGGAAAAAAAUAUCUUCCCGUUCUGUCCUACCAAUUACAUCUUCUGUAGCAGCCAUCUUUCUUUUCGUUUCUUUUUUUGUCUGUCAUUAGCUUUCUUUGUCGAUUAUUUUCCUGCUUUUUCCUCCGUUCUUUUCCUUAAUUCAUUUUUCGGAUUCUUCUUUGUGAGCAGCUUUCUUUCUUUCUUUCUUUCUUUCUUUCUUUCUUUCUUUCUUUCUUUCUUCCGUUAUUUUUUCUUUGUUAAUACCCAUCUUCUUUCUUUCAUGAUCGUUUUUUCUCCAAUCAUUUUUCCUUCCUUUCUUUCUUUCUUUCUUUCUUUCUUUCUUUCUUUCUUUCUUUCUUUCUUUUGUUUCUCCCUCCAAACCCUCUUUCUUUCUUUCUUUCUUUCUUCCUUUCUUUCUUUCUUUUACGAUAAUUUUCCAGUCUUUUCUUUCUUUCUUUCUUUCUUUCUUUCUUUCUUUCUUUCUUUUACGAUAAUUUUCCAGUCUUUUCUUUCUUCCUUCCUUCCUUCCUUCCUUCCUUUCUUUCUUUCUUUCUUUCUUUCUUUCUUUCUUUCUUUCUUUCUUUGUUAA